Molecule: messenger RNA, 1506 nt
Organism: Leptosia nina
Lineage: Eukaryota; Metazoa; Arthropoda; Insecta; Lepidoptera; Pieridae
Source: the annotation of a GenBank genome assembly
AUGUCCUUAAAUUCUACCAUUAACGCUGUUAAAGCCUUUUUAGCAUCAAAUCAUAUGUUGGUUAACGAUGAGUGGUUAACUGGAUGUGUUGAAUACUUAAACGAAGAAAGUACAUGCACAGAGACUGAAAUAAGAAACCUAGCAAAAGAGCAGUGGUUAUUAAAUGACCUCAAUGAUAUUUGCCCUGGCUCUCUACCAAAAGACUUGAAACACCAGCAUAAGAUUGUUUUAAAAGGCAGAUUUGUACUUCAAAUAAAUGCUGCUGUCGAUAUUGGUACCCCAGCUUAUCAGCAGUAUCUAAAACUACAAAGGAUAAAUACAGAAAAUGUUGAAGCUACAACAAAUUUUGAAGAAAAGGUCCCUAAUCACAGAAUGAUCAAGUUAUACAUGACAGAUGGUAUACAAGAAGUAACUGGUAUUGAGUAUAGAGCCAUGAGAAAUUUAAGUUGCGAUAUAACACCAGGUUGUAAGGUCCUAAUUAAGGGUCCAGUGGAAUGCAGACGUGGUAUGCUGCUACUUACUGAAAGCUCAGUUGAACUUCUUGGUGGUGAAGUUCAAGAACUAGCAAUAUCUAAUUCACUUGGUGGUCUAUUGUCCACUAAGCUUGGUUUACCAAUAGCAGAAAAUUCAAAUUUAAGCACAACAGUGGCUUUGGGAAACACCCACAUUCCAUCUCCUCUUGCCCAAGUACCAUCAGCCCAAGAAGUAUCUGUAGAACCAAGAAAUGAAUACACAACUCGUCCGAUUGCUAGGGUUACAAGUAUUCAAGUUGCUCAUAAUGAUGAUGACGAUAUUGAUAUUGACCAAAUUGCUGCUAUCGAAGAAGAAUUAAGUGGAACAUCCAAUAGUUCAAAGACAAAAACUAUUUGUCAAAACAAAAAUGAUGUCUCUAUAAAAAGACCUAGUGACAGCUUUGACUGUCAACCAGAAAAGAAGUUUAAAGUAAACAAUACCGAUGAUUAUCCAGAUGAUAAUGAUCUCAUAUUCGAGGAUGAAGACUACUUGAGAGAAAUGGAGGCCAGCUUCGAUAAAAAAGAGAUAAUGAUUAAAAAUCACCAAUCUGAUAUGCCUUUGGAGCCAUUUAUUUAUAUUAAACAAUUAAAUGAAUUGAGUAACCAUGAAAAAGUAGGACGUAUGUUUAAAAUAAAAGGGCAGAUAAUGAAGUUAUUGUCGAAAUUGUCUGUUGGAAAAGAUGGAUGGAGUUUGAAAUGCACUCUGGUAGAUGGCAGCGGUGCUAUAGAUGUAGAAUUUACUAGCGAUGUACUUUCAAAAUUGGUGGGGCUAACGCCACAAGAAAUGACAGAUAUAAAAAAAGAGAUUGUCAAUAGACCUGAAUUAAAAGAAAAAGCAGUCAAGGCUCUACAAAAAGCGAAAGAUACACUUCAGGUUUUGUAUUGCAUCAUCGAAUUAACUAUAUUUGACACACCUAGAAUCACACAAUUAAUUCCUUUUGGACAAGAGCAUAUCCAUCCCUUGAAGAGAAGACAAAAUAAAACGUUAUUUUAA